AUGUAUGAUAAUCUUAUAUUCUUUUCUGCACUUAAAAAACUUCAUAAACUUUGUCAACUACAAAUAGGAGGAUUUGCUUAUUAUAAUCUUCUUUAUAGUAGUCAAUAUUAUCUACAAGCCUUAAUUAGAUAUUUGGCUAACUCUUUAAAAAUUCUUAGCUUACUUGAUAUUUAUGAUUAUCAUUAUAAAAACUUGAAUUGUUUUUUACAAGAUUUUGACAUAGAAAGGGUGAAAUUAGAAGUGUUUAUAUUACCUUUUAAUGUUGAGCUUGAUCUACUUUCAAAUUUAAGAAAAUUUAUUGAAAAAGCUAAAUAUUUAAGAUAUAUAGAAAUAGUAAGAUCAGAAAAUUACAAUGUAGAAAAACAGAAAAGCAGUAAGAGAGAAAUAAUUAAUCUUUAUCAAUUAGAGAGAUAUAAAGAUUAUUUUUGUGCUUAUGAGAUAGAAUUUGAAUCCUACAUAGGAACUAAAGAAUAA
Molecule: messenger RNA, 474 nt
Organism: Racocetra fulgida
Lineage: Eukaryota; Fungi; Glomeromycota; Glomeromycetes; Diversisporales; Gigasporaceae
Source: the annotation of a GenBank genome assembly